CUAGAGUCACGCGUGCGGGUAAAGUGUUGUGAUGCCUUGGGGCUAAUGCAAGGUUGAUCUUGCGAAAAGAUAAAAGUGAACCGCUCAUAAAUAUCCCAACGUCAACGGUCAGAGUCGGUGGUCAGAUUCCGGAUAUAGUUCCAGCCCAACACCAAACGUCGAUGUCGAUCAUCUUCGGUUCGGAAAUGAAAGCAAUUUAUUUGCUGUCGCUUGGUUUGAUUUAUUUCUGCAAACCCGCUACCAGCCUCGAAGAACCAAACACUACGCUGGCACCGGUGGAAAAUUACAAAACCAAUCCGUACUGUUUCCGGUUUACGUGGAUGGGCCCGAAGUACAACAAGGACACACCGUACAAAAACCUGAGCUGCGACAACAUCCUGAAGAAGGCGAAAGGCAUCCCGUGUUUUCAUCCGCUGGUCAUAACGAACAACACUAACGUACCGGACACUAACUAUAUGUGGGAAGAGUACAGGGAUAAACCGUCCCAAAUUGCCUGCCGGCUAGUACGUGGUGAGGUGUGCGCACGGUACUCUUACCGCUACAAUGGUGCAAUUGAAAACAUUACCUACAUGUGCGCUAAACUUAACGUGGACAAUGAAUCGUCUACCUCGUCUAGCUGCUUCAAGGAGGACCGGCAAGGGCGGGAGAUUGAGGUGUGCGUGUGCGAAUCGGCCGCUGGACAUACGCCGUGCAACCGAUCGGCGAAUGUAAUAGCGGAUAGUGUUCCUGUUGCGCCAUUGAUGCUGGUAGUAGCCAUGAUUCAGCUGUUACUAAUAAAAUGCUUACAGUUGCGGUAGUGUAU
Molecule: messenger RNA, 802 nt
Organism: Anopheles moucheti
Lineage: Eukaryota; Metazoa; Arthropoda; Insecta; Diptera; Culicidae
Exons: 4
Coding region: 162-797 (211 amino acids)
Source: RefSeq, a predicted model, not a curated record